AUGAGUUUGGACACUUUAUUUCAACAAAUCCUGCUGACAGAGCAGCAGCUGACAGAACAGACACAUAAGUUUAAACAGGUUAAGGUUGCCAACAUCAAGUGUCAUGAGAAAAUCAGAGCAACCGAGGAGAAGUGUGGAGAAGCUAAACAGGAGCUGGAGGAAACGGCUCAGAAGGUGUGUGCCACAAUGCUGCAGUGUGACCUGCUCCAUAGGACAGAGAAACAGAUGUCCACCCAAACGGAGCAGCUUCUGAGUACUAAGGAGAAGCGCAUGGAACGCCUGGCCUCUUUACAGCAUCAGGCAGCACAGGAGCAAGAGCAGUUUCUGGAGGAGAUCUGCAGCUUCAACCAUGACAUGAGCCUCCAGGAGCGCCCAAAGGAUGUCCUGCAGGACCAGGAGCUCCUACGUGAGCUGCUGAGGGCGGAGAAGAGGCUCACCGCAGAGAUGGAGUACAUGAGGCACUGUAGCAGGCAUGUGAAGAGGGUUCAGGAUGAGCAGAGGGCACUGGGGCUGGAGCUGUGGCGCCUCCACUCCAUCAGCAGAGAGAUGGACAAGCAGCUGGGAGAAGCUCAACAGGUGACUGGUGCUCUGAGGGUCCAGAUGGCAGAGAUGGUUCAGAAGGCCGUCACUGACCCCGCCUGUGUCCAGAUGAGGAGUGAGCUGGCGGCAUACAAAGGCGGGGAGCUGGAGCUGCUGAGAGAGGCGCUCUACUCAGAGAUGCUCUUUCUACAAAGUCAGCUGCAGGACUGA
Messenger RNA from Knipowitschia caucasica, 750 nucleotides. The record is from the annotation of a GenBank genome assembly. Lineage: Eukaryota; Metazoa; Chordata; Actinopteri; Gobiiformes; Gobiidae.